Molecule: messenger RNA, 9289 nt
Organism: Bombyx mori (domestic silkworm)
Lineage: Eukaryota; Metazoa; Arthropoda; Insecta; Lepidoptera; Bombycidae
Product: lysoplasmalogenase TMEM86B
Exons: 4
Coding region: 202-876 (224 amino acids)
Cellular component (GO): membrane
Molecular function (GO): hydrolase activity
Source: RefSeq, a predicted model, not a curated record
GGCGUCAAUGUUUUCAUUCGGUUGGCGUGCAAGUACGCAUUCGUCCGCCACUCAAAACAAACACAUUUAUUUAUACUCUUGUUUUGUAUGUGCGUGGUGCUAUGUGGGGUUCAGUGCAUAUGCUUCGUGUAAUGUCUAGUAUAAUAUCGUGUCUCCGGCUUAUCGUGCGCAGUUAAUUUCUAUAAUCGUCGGGAGGGAGAGAUGAUUUCCCCUACUGCAUUGGUAAAAAGGGUGGGGGUGGGCGGUCGUCUCGUCCCAUUCUUCAAAUGUGUCUGCGUGUAUUUCCUGGCCAUGGGCGCGGGUGGGAGCGAUCCAUCCUUGAUCGGCGUGGCAACAAAAUGCGCUCCGAUACUUUGCCUGCUACUCGUCGUGGUUCUACACCAUGGAUCCUUGCCUUAUGAGAAAGGUUGGUACGCGCGACGGAUCGCGGCCGGUCUGGCUCUAUCAGCCCUGGGCGAUGCCUUCCUGGUUUGGCCGCAGCACUUCAUCGCGGGCAUGGCGGCCUUUGCGGCUGCCCACAUAUCCUACAUAUCAGCUUUCCGGUUCACCCCGCUCGCGAAGCCAUUAGCACCUAUCGUCUACUCGGGUUGCGGGUACUACAUGACCUUGAUAACUCCGCCUGAUGGAUUGAAGGUGUUGGUACCGGUGUACGGAAUGUUAUUGAGUACAAUGGCAUGGAGGGGCCUGGCCAGGGGUCGGGCGGCGGCUGUCGGUGCUGUACUGUUCCUGAUAUCUGAUGCUAUACUAGGGUACAGCCUAUUUGGAGGACCGGUUCCUUACAAACAAGUACUGGUGAUGUCGACGUACUACCUGGGACAGCUUGGGAUAGCACUGAGCGCACUGGAUGCGCGGACCACGACGGAUCAAACAAGUUAAUUUUUUUCGAAAACUGCUCUUCUGUAGAUUAUGAGGAAUGGUUUAUUGACUAGUUAAGACCCCAAGUGAGAAAGAACGCGCCAAGUAUCAAGAUUAUUAAAUCGGACUGUCUUCCUUCAGAACGAGUGCGAGGAAGAGUUAUAUCUGAAGUUCAAUUAAUAAUUGGAAAUGUUUUAAUACGCUUUUAUUAGCUUCAGACGUAUAUGUGUUAGUAUGUAACGGAAUCUUUGAACAUGAUUUUGAUCCCUUUCAAAACGUUGGAUUAACUCGAAAUUUGCUAUACUUAUUAAGGACCGGUGAUAAUUCAAUAUUUUUAAAAAAUAUUGAAAAAUAAAUAAAUUGAAAUUCAACUAAAAAAAUGAAAAAUAAAUAAUUUUUUACAAUAAAAUCAUUUUUUCUUACACUAUUUUUAAUUCAAAUUUAUUUUCUAUUUUUAGUUGAAUUUUCUAUAAAAGCGUAUUUUGUUAGUUUUUUUUAACUAUUAUUGAAAUUAUUAAUCUGUAUAUUUGCAUUACUGGUUCAUAGUGAUUUAGACCGUAUUGCGUGCCGGCAGUGUCAAUUCAAGAAUACAUAUUUCUUUACCACUCCUUGUUAGUAGACGAGUUCUUCUGUUCUAUUAUAAAUAAUUUAUCCCAAUAAGUGAGAAGCUAUUGGAUGCGUCCUAAUAUUCCGCUUAAAGGCUUCAACAAUUCGGUACGCUUAGCCGAAUUUAUUCCUGUCUUAUUUUCAUAGGUUGAUUUUGUGUGACAUUAAAAAUCAAGUUACAGCAAUUUUCGCCAUCAAUACGUUCAAAGUGUGUCCUUCAUUGGGCGAUCUGUCAACAUUACGAUUGUGAAUGAUCUGUAGUUUUCACGUUACUCUACUUUCUACUACUUUCACGUUAAAAUUACAAAAAAUAGUAAUUUUUUGUUAUAUUUUUCUCAAAAAUUAAUCGGAAUCCACGAUACUACGCAAUCUUGAUAAGUUCCAUGUGUUUCAUAUAUGGUAGUGAUGUCAAAGGUGUUAUUUCAAAACAUCGAUCUAUUACCAUCACCAUCACCACCAUCGCGGUAAUAGAUCGAUGUUUCAAAAUUAAUUUUAAAUAUAUUUAAUGUAACUCUAUAUCGAGGAGUAAAAGGUUAUUGGUUUAAGCGACAUUUAUCUGUGUAAUUAAAGGUCCGUUUCAUUUGGUAUUAGCAUCAACAACUUUAAACUUUUAAAUGAACUUCAACUAUAUGUUUACCCCAUUUAAAUAGCUGAAGCAGUUUUUUUGUUACGAUAUUUUUUUCAAAUUUAAACAUUAAACCUUACAUAACCUUUUGGCCCUCGAUUUUCUAUCUGAAGACGAUAGUUAUUGUUCGAACUACCAUGAAUGAAACUAUAGGCGUGAGGCGCGCCCAACUCACUCCUUCAUAAUAUGGAGGAUGUAAUUCCAUUAAGAAAAAAAAACACAAAAAAUAACUUAAAAUUCUGUGUUAGUCAAAAAAAAACAUAAUAUUUAAAACUUAUUAUUUAAAUAGUACAUUAUAAUGAACUUUGUAAAUUGCAAAUAUUUAUAAUGAAAAAUGCAUAUUUAAAUAUUCGAAAUAACAUAUCAAGUAACAUAAGGUAGGUACGCGGACCUGAACUUUGAGUAAUUUCUAUGUCGGAUUAUUGCGAGAAUCUCAGAUUAUUCCUAAAAACUUCAUUUCGGUGUGUCCAUCAGGUGCAAUAGAUUUAUUGUCGAAAAGAUCGGUGUAGCUGAUUAUCGACUUAAUUAAAAAAAAUCAAACUCUGAUUUUUUUUCAUACCUAUGCUGAUGGCUUUGAGAGGCUAUUUCAGCUUUUCCGUGUAGGUGAGCUCACAGGGCUCAAACCGGAGUGUUGCUAACACUGGCCCUAGCAAGAGCAGUGCUUCGCAGAAUCUACCACCGGAUCGGAAACGCGACGUGAGAAGAUCCGGCGAGAAACUUAGUGGGCAGUGUCUAUGGGCUAAUUCACUCGUCGAGCCCUGACCGGUACUUGUGGUACCUAAAAGCACCGUUAAUGAAUCGGGAGGAUCCGUAAUGACGUGUAAAUCUGCUUAUUUGCACUCAAAGUACUGCAAAAGAUCAGCGCGCAGUGUAAUGAAACGCCCUGCCUUCGGUGUGCAUUGCGGCUUCUGCAGUACAUAAAAUAACUAAAACAACAUUAUGUAAUAAAAAUGAAUCUUAUUGCAUAUGAAUAUUAACUACCUUCGACUUAGGUAUAUUAGUGUAAUGCAGCCUUUCCCAAAGUGGGCGAUAACGCCCCUUGUGGGCGCUGCAGGCCUAAUGGGGGGCGGUAAUAAACCCAGAAAAAAAUGGGGGCGUUGUGUAGAGGCUUGGGAGGCGAUUUGUAAUUUCAUCUAGGACACUUAGACACCGACUGAGCUCUCGCUAUAGUGGUUUAUAAGUAGGUGAAGAAAUGGAGGCACUAAAAAAUAAUUUAUUCUCAAAGUGGGCAGUAGACAAAGUAAGUUUGGAAACCACUGGUGUAAUGUAUCGACGCUUCCACUACAAGAGCUAUCCUUUCACAUCUAGUUCACAUCUAUAUUCAGAUUUAGGAAAGUUAUUAAUAUAGUGCAAUUGAACCAUAGACUUUAUGGCCUAAAGUGAAAGACGGUAUUUACUUUGAGGAACCAAAAGAGGAAGGCAUACAUACAAAAAUAAUUGUUUAAAUCAUUAAAAGAUAAAUUUUGUUAGAAUGCGUAAUGAACUUUAUGUUUAAGAUAGUAUUUACUUAAGUAGAUAUUUAGGUGUAGACGUAUUUUAAUCAUAAAUACUUCCUUUAUUUUAAUAAAGUUUUUUUAUUAUUGACAUUGUAUCUUAGAUUAGUAUUGUAGAGGGUUUUUUUGUAAAAUGUAUUUACUCACCGUUUCGAUAAAGGUGUGUGCACAAAACGUUCCAAUAUCACUGAAUAGAACAGUCUGUGAUAUGUUGGUCGAUGAUAUCAGGAACAAAAAAAUAUUACUAAAUUGCGUGUGAAAAUAAUAUGUCCUUAAUUACAAAUAUUUUCGAUGUGCGGAAAUAAUGGAUCUGUUUUUAAAUUAGGUACUUAUAAGUGUGCCAAAAUGAUUGGUCUCAUUUUAAAAUUUUCAAUUCGUUUUUAAUAUUUGAAUUAAGCGUACGAUUUUUUUUUACCUAAAAUAAUAUAAGUAAUAUAAGUCUGUUUUUUUUUGUAUCAUGGCCGAGGGAAAACAUUCACGUUAAAGUAAACAAAAAAUAUCGGUGACGAUUAUAAUGAUCAAAUAUUGACAUACAUAUUUUGUUACAUAAACAUGUAAUUGGACAAACUCAUUUGAUGUAUUGUCGUGACUUCACUUAUAGAUCACACGACACAUUCGCAUGUUCUCAAUUUACGAAUAUCAGAGUUUGUUUUAGAUUUUUAAUGACUAUCUCAUCGUAAAAAGUUUUGGUCACAUUUUUAACAUCAUCUUACUUGAUUUACGGGAAUUAAAAUCGACUGGUGCAUAUAUAUAAUAAGUGAUUCCAUACAUCAACAUACGUUAUUAUAUAUUGUAUUAAUAAGUUACAAAUUAUAAUGAAUUGUAAGUUUAAUCAUGCGAUCGUAUGUACUUUAUUAUAAUUUUUACGUAUUUAUCAACGUUCCGACCAAUGUCCCUUUUGAAUUGUGAAAAACUAAAAUUAAGGCACGUAAAUUAAUCAAAAUUUAAGAGGUAUUUAUACCUCCGAAUCUCUUACUAAUACGUAUGUAUAUAUUCUGGAUAUUCUUAAUUAAAUUGGUGGUUAAACCUUUAUUAAUUCAAAUAUUAUUUUCAAAACUGACAUUGACGUUUUUAUAUCCAAAUCUAUACAUGCCAAGCGAGGCAUAAGCUUCGAGCAUCAAUUCACUUUUCAUCUUCAACCUGCACCAUGAUUAUAGUUGAUGUUUUCCACUAGAAGCAUCCCUCUUGUCUCGUAACGUAAAUUUUACUGGUGGUAGGAUCUUUUGUGAGUCCGCGUGGGUAGGUACCACCACCCUGCUUAUUUCUGCCAUGAAGCAGUAAAGCGUUUCGGUGUUGUAAUUAUACUUGAGAUCUUAGAACUUAUAUCUCAAGGUGGGUGGCGCAUUUACGUCGUAAGGGCUCCAGUAACCACUUAGCACCAGGUGGGCUGUGAGCUCGUCCACCCAUCUAAGCAAUAAAAAAAAGACAUUGAAACCCCUGGUUAAGUGUUUUGAACAAAUAACGUAAUGACGUGGUCAUCUCCAAACAAGCAUGAAAAGACCUACUUACGAUGACAACGACAAUUAAUUUCUACUAUUUUCCAAUAGUUUUCAAACACGUAUCGUUUGCCUUUGUAAAGAAUCAACUCAAUUGAUUCCAAUCAGUCGUUUAAUUGACUGAAUCUCUCUCAUCGGGUCGAAUGACUUCAAUGAAUAAAAUGAAGCGUUUAGCUCUCCCUCUCUCUGGAACUAGCAGUAUUUUGAAAUAAUACAAUGUGCAUUGUAAAUAUUUUCGGAAUACAGGUUGGAUUGCUAAAAGAAGACACUUAUACAAAGUAUAAAACAGUUUAAAAUUUUAAUACAAAAAUAGCGGGGUUUGGUGUCGGCGGUCUUUUGCGACCCAAGCUCUACCGUUAACUCACUUUGUUCGAAGAAGUCCGUGAUGCUUAGGUUAAACUUAAGGUGUGAAUUAAUCCAAAAGUGAGACGGUACGUUGGAGGGUUGAACUCAACUGAUAUUCUUGUAAAUCCAACAGGAUACAACAUCAGAAACGUAUUUUACAUUUAAGAUGCUUCACGUUGAGAUCAUAACAACACAUAACAUACAAUGUUUUCCAAAAUAGUGUUAAGAAAAUUCAUCCUCAAUAUUUAGUGGUCGUGGUAAAAGUCGAUGGUACGUGGUGAUAGCUACUGCAACUCUUGCGAUAUGUCUCCAACCACUCCUGUCGGUAGCGCUGCUUUUGUAAAGUUAUUUAAAUUACUUUGGCAGGAUUUUGUGUUUUACACUUUCUUCCUAAAUCGUAUUGAGUUGAAUCUUUAUUCCAAAAAGGAAUAAGGGUCGUAUGAGGUGAUGUGGGAGUAAAAAAUAGGUUUAACAGGAAAAGCGAGAUUUUGGAUCGAAUUCAUUAAUGUACCGAACAUAUUUUAAUAGCUUCCACUGCGAUCUAAUACAUAGUGUCUUAUAAUGACAAUUGAUUCGUCUAAAUUUGUUUUGCUACACAACGUUUUCAAUACGGAGUUAUUUUCUUUUUGUAUAUAUUUCCCUCUUCUGUAUUUCUGAUACUUCUGAUACGAUGACUCUGAACUAAUGUUCAGCGAACUAAAAAAGUUAUCAAAUCAUUUUUUAAUAAAUUAAUUCAUAUAAAUUUUGAACAUUUAAUAAUUCUUCUGACGAUUCUGAACUUUGAUGACUGAACAUUAGUUCGUAGAACAUUAGUAGACCAUUAGUUCAGAGUCAUCAGAGUUCAGAGUCGCCAGAAGAAUUAUGAAAUGUUCAAAAUUUAUAUGAAUUAAUUUACUAAAAAAAUGAUUUCAUAACUUUUUUAGUUCGUUCUAAAACUUAGGACCAAAUCAAACUUAGUAGAACAAAUUGCUUUUUUUUUCUUGCGAGGUGCGUGCUUUAUCUUCAUUAUAAAUUCAUCCACCGUGGCAAUUGGCAUUCAAACCCGAGUGUAUGCUAACAAAACAAAAUGUUUUGAACGAAAUUGUAUUUUAUAAUGUAAAAAUAGCUAAUAUAAAUAUUUUAAUAGAACUUUCCUGUGCAUAAAUUCCGGUAAUAAUUAUUAUCGUUCGCACAUUAAAUGUCUUAUUCGCGACGUUUUAAAACACGGACAUAUCCCAAAUAGAACUAAAAACCUGUUUAGAACAAGAAGUUAAAUUUUGUAAAUGUAUAUUUUGUGCCCUUACGUCACUUUUUGAUAUAGCAUAUUAGACCUAUUUUGUAGAAGGUAAUUUUUGAAAGAAAAAAAAACAAAGUUUCGGAUGCUAUUAUUACAUUUUAAUAUUUAACUUUACAACUCAACACUGUCAAUCUGGGUCGCACAUUAUAUGACGCGUUUGUCGGAAAAAGUAGGCACUUAGCGUGCGUCGAAGGCAUUAACGAAAUUAUUUUUAUUACAGCCCGCUGCCUGCUAAUGAUUUAAAUAAUUGUUCUAAUAAAACGCAGUAGAUAUGCUUCGAACAAAUUUCUCUGACACGUCUUAAGAAGUACAACCGGACUUAAACUUUAGCGACAAUUAGUUCAGUGUGCUUAGUGCGAGUUAACGUUCUCGACAGCGUAAAAGUUAGCUCAUAUUUGUAUGGAAUGGAAUCGUUCGCCUACGUAUGCCGCUAGGGGCGCUUUUUUUUUGGGGGCUUUAUUUCAAUGUCGACAAACGAAAUCGGAAUUGCCUUAAAUAUUUAGAAAGUUUUACACACAAUGUUACAUCAGCCGAGGGCGGUGGCGGCGGUUGAGGCCAUACUUCACAGAUAGAUUACUCUAAAAUGUAAUUGAAGGGAUUAAACAAGAACUGUGUGCUUAGUGCGAGUUAACGUUCUCGAUAACGUAAAAGUUAGCUCAUAUUUAUAUGGAAUGGGAUCGUUUGCGUACGUUUGCCGCUAGGGGCGCUGUUCCAGCUGCAUACAAAAUUGGGUUAACUUUUACGCUAUCGAGCACGUUAAAAAACUCGCACUAAGCACACUGAAGCACGUUUUCCAUUAAGACUUGUAAUUUUAUUUGUGUGUUCUUUGAAGGGAAAUUAUGCAGUUAUUAAUAUUGACCUCGUGUGUCUAAGUCCAAACCCAUCCCGGGUUAGUAUCACUGACCGAGAGACAAAUAAAUGAAUCAGUUAAUUCCCAAAACAGGAUAGAUAACCAUAUAUAAAAAUUAGUCCUGUGUCGUGAUUGUAAUGUUUAGAAAUACGUUGUGGCUAUUCAUCGCAAGAUACAGACAGAUAUUACAGAGAUCAUCGGCAGAUUGCGAUAAAUAACAAGAAAAAAAUAGGUAUAGAUACAAAUCAGACCUUACAUGCACUGAUAUUUAUUGUAAAAAAAAAAAAAGACAGUUUUUCUCCAAAAGUAGUUUCACUUAAGCUACGUGUAUUUUACGAAUUGUGCGCACUCAGUAGAAAUUGAAAAUAUUGACUCAUAAUGUCUGGACCGAUUGUCGCUAAUUUAUUUAAUGCAAAUAAACUUAAAUGUAUUAUCGUCUCAGCUGUUUAAAUCGUUUAUUAUUACAAGUUUAUAAAUAUAAACGGGCUAUUCAACUAUAUUACGUUAUUACUAUAUUUUAUAUUUAAAUGUUUCCAUGCUCAAAAGCGUCCCUAGCCCAUGUGUUAUAAUUAUAAUUUGCGUUAUUAUUGGUGGUGGGACGUCUUGUGAGUCCGCACGGGUAGGGUACCACCGCCCUGCCUAUUUCUGCCGUGAAGCAGUAAUGCGUUUCGGUUUGAAGGGCGGGGCAGUCGUUGUACUGUAAAAACUGAGACCUUAGAAUUCAUAUCUCGAGAAGGGUGGCGGCAUUUGGGCUGUAAAUGUCUAUGGGCUCCGGUAACCACUCACAACAGGUUUUUUUAUUAGGUGGAUGGACGAGCUCACAGCCCACCUGGUUACUGGAACCCAUAGACAUCUACGACGUAAAACGCGCAACCCACCUUGAGAUACAAGUUCUAAGGUCUCAGUAUGGUUACAACGGCUGCCCCGCCCUUCAAACCGAAACGCAUUACUGCUUCACGGUAGAAAUAGGCAGGGUGGUGGUACCUACCCGUGCGGACUCACAAGAGGUCCUACCACCGGUAAAAGUGGGUCGUGAGUUCUUCCACCUAUCUAAGCAAUAAAAAAAUGUAGCAGGCGUGUGUAAUCAUUGCCCUAGCGCCCGCUAGUAAGCGCGUGUUCAAAAUGAAAUAGGUACAAAUGUAACGGGUUCAUUGAAAUUGCCGAGACCUUCUACAACCAUCUACAAAAUCCUUAACUUUUUUUGGUACACAACUGUGUUAUUUUAAAUCGAACUUGAUCGCCAUGUUGGUAUAGUUUUUGGUGGACCAAAGUUAGAUAGGAUUCCGGCUUGAUUCUCUUUCGGAGUCAAAUAUAUUUGGAAUUUGCUUUAUAAGUGUUCCACAACGCAGGAGAUAAACCUAACAUGCGGCUUUUUUUUUUCCUACCUAAACUGAUAGCCUUGAGAGGCUAUAUCAGCGUCGCCUUAACUAGUAGGUGAGCUCACGGGGCUCAAGCUUGAUGACGUUGCUAACACGAACCCUAGCAAGAGCCGUGCUUCGCAGAUUCUACCACCGGACCGGAAACGCGACCCGUGCAAUAUGAAAGUUAUAUAACUUAGCCUGUUCAUAUUUAAGAAAGAUUUUCGUGAAAAACGAAUAAAUAGUAUGUGAAAAAUUAGCUUUUACCAUUUUAUAUGUGUGUCUUCAAUGUCAAAUGAUAUGUAUUAGAACAUCUUUACCUAUUAUUAUAUCAAAUGUUAUUACUAUUUAUACAUUCGUGUACAUUAAAGGAACUUUAAAAAUA